Molecule: messenger RNA, 1634 nt
Organism: Panicum hallii
Lineage: Eukaryota; Viridiplantae; Streptophyta; Magnoliopsida; Poales; Poaceae
Product: F-box protein At5g07610-like
Exons: 1
Coding region: 67-1194 (375 amino acids)
Molecular function (GO): protein binding
Source: RefSeq, a predicted model, not a curated record
CAGCAGAUCGGACCCCACCCCCACCGGCCACCGGCCCACCGCCACCAAGACGAGAGAGACGGCGGGAUGGAGGUGAGGUCAAGCUCCGGCAAGGAGCCGCGCGUGCUCAGGCUGCCCGGCGACCUCGUUGUCGAGAUCCUCGCGCGGGUGCCCUACCGCUCGCUCUGCCGGUUCAAGCUCGUCUCGCGGUCAUGGCGGGCCCUCUGCUCCGACCCCGCCGUCCGCCGCAGGUGCCCCCAGACCCUGUCCGGCUUCUUCUUCCGCACCAUGCCCCUCGCCACCCCCUCUCGGUAUGACCGCCACUUCGUCAACGCGUCGGGGAGAGGCGCGCCCAUGGUGGACCCCUCCUUCUCGUUCCUGCCGGCCGGCCACCGGGAUGCGUGCAUCAUCGACCCCUGCAACGGACUCCUUCUGUGCGAACGCGUGGGUACGCGCCCGCACUUCGGAUCUCGCUAUUUCGUCUGCAACCCUGCGACGGAGGAGUGGAUUGAUUUGCCGGACACAGAAGCGACGGCGUCUUUCCCCACCGUCCGUCUGGGCUUCGAUCCAGCCGUGUCCUCCCACUUCAGAGUGUUCGUGCUCGUGGACGCCAAAGCAACCUUCGAGUUGCAUUUGGCAGGAAUUGAGAUCUACUCGUCGGAAAAUGGAGCAUGGACGUACAGGCAGACUGAGUGGGGCGAUGGUACUGUAGCAGGUUGGAAUUCUGUCUUCUUCAAGGGCACUCUGCAUUUGACAAGCCCUGAUUCUUCUUCAUUGCUCACGGUGGACAUAGACGCCAAUAAGUGGGGGGAAAUCCCUACUCCGCGUGAUUUCCAUUUCAUCGGAGUCUCUCAAGGGCAAUUGCAUGCUGUGCACAUAAGCAAUCGAUGUAACAACCACAACCGCAACAAUAGAUUGUCAAUCUGGGUUCUUGAGGAUUAUGCUGGGCAACAAUGGACCCUAAAGCACGAAGUCGAUGCAAUGCAGAUGUUUGGAAGACUCCCUGGAAGUUUUGGGGACUUCUACCACCUCAAGGUGCACGCAAUCCAUCCGGAACAUGGUUUGAUUUUCCUUACUGCAGGCAAGCUCAGGAGUCUUAUGUCAUACAACAUGGAUGAGAAGAAGGUGCGUUUUAUCUGGAUUCUUGGAGAGCGCAAUGUGUCUGCAUGCCCUUAUGUUCCUUGCUUCUCAGAUUGGCUGCCACCUGGACAUUAAAGUUACAGAAACUCUGAACCAAGAGAAAAAUUUACAGAAACUUUUGUACUUGCUAUCAUCAUGACAACACGAGAAAGAAGUGAUUGCUGGAAGAGGAGUCAAUAUCAUCUAGUUUUGAGAUAGCAGUUUGGGAUAAGUCACAGGUCAACUUCAGCUUGUUGACGUUCUCAUCUGCCUGUUCACAAAGACUUCUUGUAGCUUUGAACAACUAGUCUUUGAAGCAUAUGCAAACUGUGAGCAAGCCUUUUGGUUUGUACUCUACUGCCUAGCUAUCACAAUGGACCUACUUUCUACUCAAUUUUUGUUCUCUCCGAGCAAAACAUGGUUACUCUAUAUAUUUUCUUUCAUCUACACAUUGUUCUGAACAUCUAUUUAGAUGCUUGUAUGGAGUCACCAGUCACGUAUUUAGUGCUCAAAAGACAAAGUAGCUUGGUGUCUCA